AUGAGCGUCCGCCACCGCACCUCCUCAACUGAUGCGAAGGCCGAUGCGCUCCAACAAUACCAGGACUCUGACGGCCAUUUUUCGCUCGUCAGAAACUUUCGUCUGGCAGAUUUAGUGACUAUCAUGAAUGGUGUCUGCGGCUCCUUCUCUAUCUUCUCCUCUGCCCACUAUCUCAUCAACAAUGAUGUUGACUACCUCUGGUCCGCCCUAUGGUUUCCCGUGGCCGGUCUCAUGUUCGACUUUUUCGAUGGCAAGGUCGCACGAUGGCGCAAAUCAAGUAGUCUGCUUGGGCAGGAGCUCGACAGUUUGGCUGACCUGAUUUCGUUUGGAGUUGCCCCCGCUCUCCUAGCGUUUGUUGUCGGACUACGAACAUAUCUUGACACAGUUCUUCUGACCUCAUUCAUCUGCUGCGGAUUGGCCAGAUUAGCCCGCUUCAACGCAACUGUUGCCUUAGUCCCCAAAGACGAGGCAGGGAAAGCGAAAUAUUUCGAGGGGCUCCCGAUACCCUCAUCGCUUGCUCUCGUUGGAGUGUUAGCAUUUUGGACCUGGAAUGGGUGGAUUGAGGGACAGCAAGGCUUACCGUUGGGCACGUGCACGCUGUGGGGUGCUGCCGGCGGGCGGGGAGAAGUACAUCUAGUCAGCUUUGUGUUUGGAGCUUGGGCGGCCGCGAUGGCAAAGGAUGUUCGACGCGUCUUCCUCCAAUCAGUUUUGUCCCGUGGUAACAGCGUGCUCUCAGACGCGCUAUGCCAGACGCUGUGGGGAAAGUCAAAGGAGAUUGUCCAGACCGUCAAUCCCAAUGUCGAGCUCCCCGACGAAGAGUGGCUCGAUUUCGUGGCCAAUCUAAACAAGUCGCUUGACCCCCUCCAACUCGAACUCAAGUCAACACAAGACGAAAUCACCGGCCGCCUUGUCUACUCCAUGGUCAACUGCAAAGAGGACGGCGUUUCCCAACUCGCAACAGCUUAUACACCCAUCGAGAUCGCGUACUUCAAAGCGGUGGUCGAGCAAAUCAUGCUGGCCCCACGCGAAUCCUACUCGAUCUCCUCGUUGGCUGCCCUGCGAGAAGUCAGUGCGCUCAAGCCCAAAUCCAAUAUGAGCAAGACCCAAGCGGAGGUCGUCUUGUCGAGUUUCGUGGCAAACGGGUGGCUGCUCCGAAGCAAGCGUGGUCGCUACUCCCUCUCCUCGCGUUCGUUGCUCGAGCUGGCGCUGUAUCUCAAAUCGACAUACCCUGACGAGCUACACGAAUGCACGUUUUGUUCUGGGGUUGUCACAAAAGGCUACGCUUGCAAAGCACCCAACUGUGAUUGCCACAUUCACACUCAGUGCUUUACCAAGCUCAUCCAGCGGUCGCGACACUGUCCGGCUUGCAGCAAGGGGUGGCCAAACAAGGGCGACGAAAUGACGCCGAUCGGUGAAGCCGCUGUCCGUGAUGGGGAGGAUGGAAAGAGACGAGUGAGAAGGGCAGCAGAAAACAGCGACGAAGAUGAUGAUGAUGAUGAUGAAGACGAAGAGGACCAAAUUGACACUUCAAGCCGUAAACCAGACCAGUCAAUGGAUGUUGAUGAAGAGGACUCUGAUACUCCAGUCAAGAAAACGAGAGGCUCCCGUCGGAAAUGA
Mycena indigotica is the source of this 1617-nucleotide messenger RNA. RefSeq names its product Phosphatidylserine synthase. NCBI's taxonomy places the organism in Eukaryota, Fungi, Basidiomycota, Agaricomycetes, Agaricales, Mycenaceae. The transcript is spliced from 9 exons. Gene Ontology annotation, molecular function: ubiquitin-protein transferase activity; phosphotransferase activity, for other substituted phosphate groups. The record is from RefSeq and is a predicted model, not a curated record. Gene Ontology annotation, biological process: double-strand break repair via homologous recombination; phospholipid biosynthetic process; DNA damage tolerance. Gene Ontology annotation, cellular component: nucleus; Smc5-Smc6 complex; membrane. Bases 1 to 1617 code for a protein of 538 amino acids.